This is a messenger RNA of Vicia villosa (hairy vetch), 1353 nucleotides long. RefSeq lists its product as uncharacterized. The transcript has 2 exons. Bases 1 to 1353 code for a protein of 450 amino acids. Lineage: Eukaryota; Viridiplantae; Streptophyta; Magnoliopsida; Fabales; Fabaceae. The record is from RefSeq and is a predicted model, not a curated record.
AUGGCCCCUCCGCAAUACAUUAUCAACGCUCAUAUUUUUGGCGAGACCUAUGACAACGAAGAAGUUGGUUUUCUGUUUAGAAACACUGAGGUUAAACGAUUUUGUUUAAGUAGAAAAGCAAAUUUCAGUUACUUCAAAGGGAGAUUAGAGACGAAGCUUGCAAUGGGUGGUGUAUCCCAAAUUUUUUACCAAUAUCGAUUUCUUCGUGGAGACAACCCGGUCAAGUUUAUCCAAGUUGAGAUCAAAGACGAUGAAGACAUGCAGAAUAUGUUUGCCAAUCAUGAGUAUUCUGGUUACGAAUGCAUAGAACUGUAUGUUACUCUACCAGAAGUUCAAACCACACAAAUGGUUGAGUCACAAGUCAUUGAUGCACUUGGAGACGAGCAAGCAGAGGUCGACGUUGUAGAUGAAGAAGAAGAAGCACCGGAAAUAGAAGUUGAUAACCUGGUAAACGAGGAAAGUGAAGAUGAACCGGAAGUUGUUGUACCACGAGAUCAAGUGCAUAUGCCUCCAGUGCACAUGGGGAACCUGAAUUUUGAUGGGGAUGACGAACCAUCGACUGAUAUUUUCUAUGAUCCAUACACCCAAACAGAUCAACGGUUAAAAGUAGGAGACAGAUUUCGUUCUAAGGAGGCAUGUAUCAUGGCCAUAAAAAGAUUUCAUAUGGCAAACAAUGUUGAUUUUAGAGUUGAUCGCGCCAAUGUCGAAAGGUACAAAAUUUACUGUAGUAACACUGAUUGUGGAUUCAGGUUGCAUGCAUCAUACAGGAAGAGAAGUGACUCAUGGGUUAUAGGAUAUAUUUCCCAAGAUCACACAUGUAUUAACACAAAUGUUUCACAAGAUCACCGUAAGCUCAGUUAUGACAUCAUUUGUCAAGAAAUCUUGCCUCUAGUUGAAAAAGAUCCAUCGUUAAAGGUGAAAACGAUAAUCUCUCAUAUCGUUGCAACGUACAACUACACUCCGUCUUAUAGAAAGGCGUGGCUGGCGAAGACCAAGGCGAUCGAAGUUGUGUAUGGAAAUUGGGAGGAUUCGUAUAAACGACUCCCACAUUUAUUAUAUGCGCUUCAAAUUUAUGCUCCUGGAACUGUUACUAUUUUAGAGACCCUUCCGGCGCAAUCUCCAGACGGAACAUCACUUCAAGGAAAUGUGAUAUUCCACAGGCUCUUCUGGGCUUUCCGCCCAUGUGUACAUGGAUUUUCAUAUUGCAAACCAAUUCUUCAAAUAGAUGGAACUUGGUUGUACGGAAAAUAUAAAGGCACCAUGUUGAUGGCUGUGGCUCAAGACGGAAAUAGUAACAUCUUUCCUGUUGCUUUCGCACUUGUGGAAGGAGAAACUGCUGGAGUUGAAAUUUGA